Messenger RNA from Corylus avellana, 854 nucleotides. RefSeq names its product short chain aldehyde dehydrogenase 1-like. The record is from RefSeq and is a predicted model, not a curated record. Lineage: Eukaryota; Viridiplantae; Streptophyta; Magnoliopsida; Fagales; Betulaceae.
UGCAGUAUCACAAACGAAACAAUAAGCUAAAGAUGGAAGGUGCUCUCAUUGCCAAGAGGUUGGAAGGGAAGGUAGCCUUGAUAACCGGAGGGGCUAGCGGAAUUGGCGAGACUACGGCAAGGCUAUUCAUUCAACAUGGUGCUAAGGUUAUCAUUGCCGACGUCCAAGAUGAUCUUGGUCACUCCAUUUGCCGCGACAUAAGCACUAGUGGUUACAUCUCCUACGUCCAUUGCGAUGUCACCAACGAAUCUGAUGUUGAAAAUGCUGUCGAAACCGCGGUCUCAAAGCAUGGGAAACUUGACAUAUUGUUCAGCAACGCAGGGAUUACAAAUGCUGAUGACGGCAUCUUGGACUUCGACUGCAAGAAAUUCAAUAAGGUAUUUAAUGUGAACGUCUUGGGGGGAUUCCUAGCAGCCAAACACGCUGCCAAAGUAAUGAUUCCAGCCAAAAAAGGCAGCAUUUUAUUCACAGCAAGCACUGCGUCAGUUAUACAUGGAGAAACCCCGCACAUCUACGCAGCGUCAAAGCAUGCGCUGGUGGGUCUGACCAAGAAUUUGUGUGUGGAGUUGGGCGAGUAUGGAAUUAGAGUUAACUGCGUAUCACCAUCCGGCGUGGCCACUCCUUUGCUAAGGAAUGUGUCGGGAAUACAAGACAAGAAGACGUUGGAAGACAUGAUAUGUUCCGCAGCAAAUCUGAAAGGGGUGGUGCUUGGGACAGAUGAUGUUGCAGAGGCAGCAGUGUUCUUGGCGAGCGAUGAGUCCAAGUACGUGAGUGGCCUCAACCUUGUCUUGGAUGGCGGUCAUAGCACCACCAACAAAUCAAUUAGGGACGGCAAAGAAAAGCAUCGUUCUUAA